AUGGCCAUCUACUUCGCCCCGCUUCCCCCACCCCUCCCCGGAUCGUUCUCUCUCCCAAGAAUUCCCCAAUUCGAUCGGCAAGUACAGCCCUCUGGCCUCAGCGGUCUGGUGGUAUGGCGUAUUGAGAAUUUUAAGCCAGUUCCUGUGGCGACAUCUUCACAUGGAAAAUUUUACAUGGGUGAUUCAUAUAUCAUCUUGAAGACAACAGCUUUGAAAAAUGGUUCCUUUCGCCAUGACAUCCAUUAUUGGCUUGGUAAAGACACUAGUCAGGAUGAGGCUGGAACUGCUGCAAUUUUAACUGUGGAGCUUGAUGCUGCGCUUGGAGGACGUGCUGUCCAGUACCGGGAAGUACAAGGCAAUGAAACUGAAAGGUUUCUCUCAUAUUUUAGGCCUUGCAUCAUGCCACAACCAGGAGGGGUAGCUUCUGGGUUCAACCAUGUAGAAGUCAAUGAUCAGGAGCAUGUUACCCGCUUAUAUGUGUGCAGAGGGAAACAUGUUGUCCAUGUUAAAGAGGUUCCUUUUACUCGUUCAUCCCUUAACCAUGAGGACAUAUUUAUUUUGGAUACCAAGUCCAAAAUUUUCCAGUUCAAUGGUUCCAACUCAUGCAUCCAAGAGAGGGCAAAAGCUCUUGAAGUUGCACAGUAUAUCAAAGAUACUUUCCAUGAGGGCAAGUGUGAAGUUGCAGGGGUUGCAUCAACCAAGGAAAAUUGGAACAAAUUAUUUUUGAAUCCUUGGCGCGUGAGUUACUUGAGCCAAACAAAUGCUACUUGCUUGACUCAUGGUGCUGAAAUGUAUGUUUGGAUGGGCAGAAGUACUUCUUUGCAAGAAAGAAAGGGUGCGAGCAAUGCUGCUGAGAAACUACUCAUUGAUGAUAGCCGAGCAAAAUCACAUGUUAUCAAAGUGAUCGAGGGAUUCGAGACAGUCAUGUUCAAGUCAAAAUUUAUUGAGUGGCCACCCACACCUGAUUUGAAGUUAUCAUCUGAGGACGGAAGAGGCAAAGUUGCAGCUCUCCUCAAAAGUCAAGGAUUAGAUGUUAAAGGCUUGAUGAAAGCCGCACCUGUAAAAGAAGAACCCCAGCCUUACAUUGAUUGCACAGGUCAUUUGCAGGUAUGGAGGGUGAAUGGAAAUGGCAAGACUCUUCUUUCAGCUGCUGACCAAUCAAAAUUUUACACUGGGGAUUGUUACAUUUUUCAAUACACAUAUACUGGAGAUGACAAGGAGGAAUGUCUUAUUGGAACUUGGUUCGGGAAGAGAAGUGUUGAGGUGGAGAGGGUGUCAGCGAUGUCACUGGCUAGCAAGAUGGUUCAGGCUGCAAAGUUCCAGGCUGUCCAGGUUCGGCUUUAUGAAGGGAAAGAACCAAUUCAGUUCUUUGUCAUAUUUCAAAGUCUUCAAGUGUUCAAGGGUGGCCUUAGCUCUGGAUACAAGAACUUUGUUGUUGAAAAUGAUAUUGUGGAUGACACUUACUCUGAAGGUGGGAUUGCCCUAUUCCGGAUUCAGGGUUCAGGAUCAGAAAACAUGCAAGCACUUCAAGUAGACACACUGGCUUCCUCCUUAAACUCGUCCUAUUGUUACAUUCUACACAAUGGAAACACCGUGUUCACAUGGACUGGCAACGCUACGACCUCAUUGGAUCAUGACUUGGUUGAGAGGCAGCUAGAUGUAAUUAAGCCAGAUCUGCCUUCCAGGUCACAAAAGGAGGGGAGAGAAACCGACCAAUUCUGGGAACUACUGGGUGGUAAAUCCAAGUAUCCAAACCAAAAAGUUGGAAGAGAAAAUGAAAGUGACCCCCAUCUUUUCUCAUGCAUCAUAUCCAAAGGCAAUAUAAAGAUCAAAGAAAUACACAACUUUACUCAGGAUGAUCUGAUGACAGAGGAUGUUUUCGUUCUUGAUUGUCACUCAGACAUAUUUGUUUGGGUUGGCCAGGAGGUGGAUGCCAAAGUGAAAUCACAAGCUUUGGAUAUUGGAGAGAAAUUUCUUGUUCAUGAUUUCCUUAUGGAGAAACUAUCACGAGAAACACCAAUAUUCACUGUGUCAGAAGGUAGCGAGCCACAUUUUUUUACUAGAUUCUUCAACUGGGACUGCGCAAAAUCUCUUAUGCAUGGCAGUUCAUACCAGAGGAAGUUUGCUGUCCUAAAGGGUGGAGCACCUCCAUCACUGGAAAAACCAAAACGACGAACACCAGCAUUUAUGGGAAGAAGUUCGGGACAAGAUAAAUCUCAGCGUUCAAGAAGCAUGUCCACUAGCCCGGAUCGUCCACGUGUUCGUGGAAGGUCUCCAGCCUUCAAUAUGUUAACUUCUGCCUUUGAGAACACAAACAAAAGCAAUACUAGGAACCUUUCCACCCCUCCCCCCGCUGUGAGAAAGCUUUUCCCAAAAUCUGGAGGCCCUGAACACUCAAGGGUGUCACCCAAAAAAUCAGCUAUCAGUGCCCUCACCAGCUCUUUUGAAGGUCCCUUGAAAAGUACAAUACCAAAAUCGGUAAAAGCGAGCCAUGAGCCAGAGAAGGCGAUACAGGGGGAAGGUGCCGCAAGCAGUGCAAAUGAAAACGAGCAAGAAGAUGAUGAAGGCACGAUCUACCCAUAUGAACGUCUGACAACCACAGCUGAAGAUCCUGCCCCUGACAUCGACUUGACCAAACGAGAGGCCUACUUAUCGUCAGCCGAGUUCAAUGACAAAUUCAACAUGACAAGGGCGGCGUUCUACAAGCUCCCCAAGUGGAAGCAGAACAAAUUGAAGUCUGGUGUCCAUCUUUUUUAG
Molecule: messenger RNA, 2757 nt
Organism: Miscanthus lutarioriparius
Lineage: Eukaryota; Viridiplantae; Streptophyta; Magnoliopsida; Poales; Poaceae
Source: the annotation of a GenBank genome assembly